This is a messenger RNA of Arabidopsis arenosa, 2582 nucleotides long. NCBI's taxonomy places the organism in Eukaryota, Viridiplantae, Streptophyta, Magnoliopsida, Brassicales, Brassicaceae. The record is from the annotation of a GenBank genome assembly.
GAACUCCACUUGAAGCAAACCCCAAAAAAAACACACACACAAGACUUGUCUUACAAAACAACCAAGUCUUCAAGAAACUUGGAAAGCUAAGAGCUAUGGCUAUGGAGUUAGAGCUUGAUGAUGAUAUCUUCUUUGCAGACAUAAGCAAACAGAUCUCUCUUCUUAUCAUGGAUGAAGAUGAACACUUAAACCCUGUUUCUCUCUCUUCCUCCUCCUCCUCUCUCUCAUUCCAGGGUUUGUUCAGAGGAGGUUACCAAACGGCUCCGUAUAUGUAUCAACAAGAACAGAGCAAAGGGACUGGUGUGUUCAUCCCUAAAUCAUCUCAGCCUAGAAGAAGACCUCAUCAUCAUCAGAAGCAAGGUAGCUUUCAUCGUACGGCCAAGAUCCGUCAAAAUUCCCAUCAAGUCCCGUCACGGCGUCACGUCUUCAUCACUGGUGGAUCAAGCGGAAUCGGUCUCGCUCUCGCUCACCGUGCCGUCUCCGAAGGCGCUAAAGUCUCCAUCCUCGCUCGUUCAUCUGAAAAGCUCGCCGAAGCCAAACGAUCCAUCCAGCUAGCUACCGGUGUCGAGGUCGCUACGUUCUCUGCCGACGUUCGCGAUUACGACGCCGUUUCGAAGGCGGUUGACGAAUCGGGACCGAUCGAUGUGUUGAUUGUUAAUCAAGGCGUGUUUAUUGGGAAAGAGCUUGAGAAACAGAGUCCUGAGGAGGUUAAGUUCAUGAUUGAUGUGAAUCUCGUUGGGAGCUUUAAUGUGAUUAAGGCUGCUUUGCCUGCUAUGAAAGCUAGGGAAGGUCGUGGUCCUGCUUCCAUUUCUCUUGUAUCCUCUCAAGCGGGUCAGGCAGGUAUCUAUGGUUACACUGCAUAUUCAGCGAGCAAGUUUGGGCUUCAAGGUUUAGCGCAAGCAUUGCAGCAAGAAGUUAUUUCUGAUGACAUUCAUGUGACUCUUUUGUUUCCUCCUGACACUGAUACACCCGGGUUUGAAGAAGAACUGAAGAAGAGGCCAGAGCUAACAUCAAUCAUAGCCGCAUCAUCUGGCUCAAUGAAAACCAAUGAAGUAGCCAAGAUAUGUUUUGACGGAAUCAAAGCUGGAAAAUUCACAGUGACAUGCCAUUUUAUAGGCUUCUUACUAUCAAUUGCUAGCACCGGCAUGUCCCCUCAGGGAUCGUUUUGGCUUGCUCUCAUUGAAGUUAUGUUCGGUGGUCUAAUAAGACUAGCUAGCUUGGUUUUCCAGUGGCAAUGAGCUCUCAAAUCCUCCUCCAACUCUCGGAUUAUCAACCUCCAAGCCGUCGCCGAAACUAGCUCUGAAAUUGAAAGCAAUAGUGCUACUGACACAGCUGCUUUGACUCUACGUCAAAUCUGCCAAGGUUUUGUCCCCGAGCAUAUCUUGCACAGAAUGGAGGAGAUUGGGUUUAUCUCUCCCACGGAUAUUCAAAGAGAAGCUCUUCCUUCUUUGUUCACAGGCCGUGAUUGCAUACUCCAUGCUCAAACAGGUUCAGGAAAGACAUUGACUUACCUGUUACUCAUAUUCUCUCUUAUUAAUCCUCAACGAUCUUCUGUGCAAGCUGUUAUUGUUGUUCCCACUCGAGAGCUCGGUAUGCAAGUUACAAAAGUUGCUCGAAUGUUGGCUGCAAAAUCGGAGAUUGAUGUGAAAGGAUGUACAGUAAUGGCUCUCUUAGAUGGAGGGACGCUAAGAAGGCACAAAAGCUGGCUAAAGGCUGAGCCACCAGCAAUUUUGGUCGCUACGGUAGCAAGUUUGUGUCACAUGCUAGAAAAACACAUAUUUAGACUUGACUCAGUGAAAGUUCUUGUUGUAGAUGAGGUUGAUUUCUUAUUCUACUCAUCAAAACAAGUUGGUUCGGUGCGGAAGCUUUUGACAUCAUUUUCUUCAUGCGAUAAACGUCAGACAGUUUUUGCUAGUGCUUCCAUACCCCAGCAUAAACAUUUUGUGCAUGACUGUAUACAGCAAAAGUGGACAAAGAGGGAUGUUGUCCAUGUUCAUGUUAGCGCAAUCAUGCCCAUGCCUUUGUGCCUUCUUCACAGAUUUGUUAUGUGUGAGAAGACAAAAAAGCAUCAAGUACUGCUUGCCUUGUUAGAGUCUGAUACACCUGAAUCAGCUAUCAUUUUUGUCGGGGAGCAGUCUGAGAAGUCAAAAAAGGCUGGAAAUGAUCCAUCUACAACUCUACUAAUGGAAUUCCUUAAAACUUCAUAUAAAGGCUCGCUGGAGAUCCUCUUACUAGAGGGGGACAUGAAUUUCAAUUCACGAGCAGCUUCACUAACAGAAAUCAGGCAAGGAGGAGGGUUUCUUCUUGUUUCUACUGAUAUUGCAGCUAGAGGGAUUGAUCUACCAGAAACAACUCAUAUCUUCAACUUUGAUCUCCCACAAACGGUUACAGAUUAUCUGCACCGAGCUGGAAGAGCUGGUCGAAAACCCUUUUCUGACAGGAAGUGCAUUGUUGCCAAUCUGAUCACGUCGGAGGAGAGAUUUGUCUUGCAAAGAUACGAAAAUGAACUUAUGUUCAGCUGCGAGGAACUGAUGUUGUAGGUACAGUCUUACUUAUCCAGUACAUAAAAUUUUCAUAUUCGC